AUGUAUCGAAUGAUACGGCUGAACGAGCUUGAUCGUGACUUGCUUAAAGUCUUGUGGAGAUGGACUAAUGAGGAAUGCAUUAAGGAAUAUCGUCUAAAUACCGUCACCUUCGGAACAAAAAGUGCAUCAUAUUUGGGUACAAAAUGUGUGCAGCAGCUUCUAGAGUCGUUUCGACAUCAAUAUCCUGUAGCUGUAGAGAAAGCGGAAAAGGGCAUUUAUGUCGAUGACAUUCUGACUGGUGCUUCGUCAGAGGCAGAAGCAAAAAACUUACGGCUGCAGUUGACUGAAAUCUUUGCUGCCGGUGGAUUUCAUCUCCGGAAGUGGGCGUCAAACAGCGCAGAAGUUUUAGAAGGGGUUCCUGACGCCGAUUUAAAAGUGAAAAUUCCCAUUGAUGAGAAUCCAAACAGCACCAUCAAGGCUCUUGGAAUGCAGUGGCAGCCGUGCAGCGACGAGUUCCAUUUUUCAUACCAGCCAACCGAGAUCCUUCAGCCCACAAAGCGAAUCAUUCCAUCGCAAAUAGCCAGCCUUUUCGACCCGCUUGGCCUCAAGGCAAAGCUGGUAAUGCAGCGAAUGUGGGAGCUGAAGGUGGCUUGGGAUGCGACUCCCCCCGGUGAGUUAACCAAAGGUUGGUUAGUUUUGGUGCAAAAGUUUUCGCUUUUCAACUCUUUUCAGAUUCCGCGAAGAGUGAUCGACAUGCGAAAUUGGUCUCGUCUCUACCUGCACGGCUACUGCGAUGCAUCCGACGUAGCAAUGGGUGCUUGCAUAUACAUCCGAGCCAUAAGCGAUGACAACAGAACUUCGUCCCAUCUUCUCUGUGCCAAAUCGAAACUGGCACCAAUAGGCAACAACAGAAUGACCAUACCCCGAUUGGAAUUACGUGCAGCAGCCAUUCUCGCACGGCUGAUAUCAAAUGUGAGAGAAGCUCUUUCUUCUACUACUUUCCACGAGAUUCGGGCUUUCUCCGAUUCCAAAGUUGUUUUAGCAUGGCUGGCAGGGGGUGCUGCAAGAUGGAAGACCUUCGUGGCGAAUCGCGUGGCAGAGAUCUCGUCACAUCUACCUUAUAUCAACUGGGCUCACGUAGGCACUCUCGACAACCCAGCUGAUCUGGUAUCGCGGGGUGUAUUUCCCGAUCAACUUCAAGCAAACUCUCUUUGGUGGCAUGGACCAAGCUGGGAGGCAACGACGAUAAAUUGCGAAUCAUCUUCAAUCGACAAUCUCAAUACAGAUGGUUCUGGAUCUUACGCGGCAUUAGUGCCGCUCGCAAGGUGUAUCGUGAUUGUUUAA
This is a messenger RNA of Wyeomyia smithii (pitcher-plant mosquito), 1284 nucleotides long. RefSeq lists its product as uncharacterized. The record is from RefSeq and is a predicted model, not a curated record. The coding region runs from base 1 to 1284 and encodes 427 amino acids. The transcript has a single exon. NCBI's taxonomy places the organism in Eukaryota, Metazoa, Arthropoda, Insecta, Diptera, Culicidae.